CGCUGACGCCUCGCUCGAACGGUCACAGCUGGCCAUUAUUUCUGCGGGAGCAUGGCAAAGUACACCUAAUCCUCCACAAGCAAAGACCAUUCUUUGGCGAAUGGAUGCAGCAAAAAAGACAUCGGAAGAUGUCAUCUCCAUGGCGGACUCUUCCUUCACACUGGAGGACAUUGAAGGGGAGCUCCUCAAAAUCGAGAGGAUACGAAACAUCCUGGUGCGCAGAGAAUCCGAGCUGAGAUACAUGAUAGAUGACAUGGAACUGUGUGAGGAAAUUACCAGACUGAAGCGAGAGCUGCAAGGACUGGUCUCCAUUCCAGACGGAGACAAGUCCAAGGAGGACGGCGAGAGGGAGGAGGAGCUUCUGAGGCAGAUCAACAAACUGGUGGAGACCCGAGACUUCCUGGUGGAUGAUGUGGACUUUGAGAGGCUCAGAGAAAGAGAAGAAGAUCUAGAAAUGGCCACCGUCUUGGAGUCCAAAUAUCCAAACACUCCAGGAACAAAAGGUGCUCUGCAAGAUCAGAAGGCGGUUCCCAAAUCUUCUCAUUCCUCGGCACCGCUGAUCACCAAAACUGGACUCACACUCCUGAAGGACUGCUGUGGUGUCACAUGCUCCGUCAUGUGACACGUCUGUCCAUGUUCUCUGUCAU
Messenger RNA from Entelurus aequoreus (snake pipefish), 647 nucleotides. RefSeq lists its product as uncharacterized. The record is from RefSeq and is a predicted model, not a curated record. The transcript has 6 exons. The coding region runs from base 101 to 622 and encodes 173 amino acids. NCBI's taxonomy places the organism in Eukaryota, Metazoa, Chordata, Actinopteri, Syngnathiformes, Syngnathidae.